AUGGGGAAGAGCACGCAUCCAAAGAAGAAGAAGAAGGUCGUGCCAAAGAAGAAGCCAGCCAGCAAAACACAGAAAGAUAAGACGGAGAAGUUGCAGGCAGACCUACCAAAUCUUCCUCUGCCUCUAACCACGACAACUCCAUUCGAUGGGAAGAAGUUCAUGGCGCAGCUUCUGGAGUAUUUGCCUGAGCAGCGUCCUGAAGCACGUUCCGAGCUUCGUUGGGGGUCAGGCUUCGAUGGCUUGGAUACGAUCACGCAGGCGCUCUCUUGCCUUGAGGUGCAGCACGAGCACGCCUUCGGGGCUGAGAUUUCGAAAACGGCGGCCACAUGGGUGCUAAAGCGAGCUGGGCCCAAACAUCUGUUUCAGGACGUGAUGCACACAAGCAGAUCAUCGGCAUACUGCCUGACUCAUGGUCAGAAGUGCAAGGUGCCAGGCAGUGACCUGCAGCUUUACGCUGCCGGUAACAGCUGCAAAUCGAAUAGCAUUCGCAAUCCGAAGCGAUGGACCGACAAUCCCAUGCAGGGUGAGUCCGGCUCGACCUUUUCCAUGACGGUUGAUGUGUUGGUCAAAUGGCAGCCACGUUUUUUCUUGAUCGAGAAUGUGGUUGGAGCAAGGCCAGAAAGAUAUGUGUUUCAACUUGUGCGGCCAUGCAAAGUCGGAAGCGCUGCAGACUCGCAGGACAAGAAAUCGCCGUUGGAGAUCUACCUGGAGACCCUGAGAAGCCGCUUGCCAGGCUACGACAUUGAGUGGGUGGAGGUUGGCGGGCACCCACUUCCUGAGCGGCGUGAACGGUUAUGGAUCUUAGGCUCCCGGGACCCUGAGUUUGGUGGCAAGGCUUGGACUGACAAGGUUCGCGAGCUGGAGUUGAAAUGCGUGACCAGUUUGCCAAUUGUGCAUUUGAGCACAAUGUUCGAGAAAGGCGGCGAUGCCCAGCCGCCGCCGCCAGCAGCCGAUCCAUCAUGGAAAGAUGAGGCCACUUACCACUCGACGUUUGCCAAGAUGAUGUCCAGGAGCAUCGAACAGAAGAAGGUCACAAAGGAUGCGCAUAUCAAGCCACUAAAAGAACGUGCCUCUCAGGUCAUGCCUGCCCUCGGCAGGUUCACUGCUUGGCAAAAAGCCAACGUUGACGCGUUGGAAGUGAUCUUGAACCAGACCGCGACCCGUGUUCCCAAAAGCUUCCCGCUGUUGCCGAUUGCCGACAUCUCCCAGAGCACGGCCUUCGCGAGAACAUCGGUUGUUGGCACAUGGAGCACACUUACCACAGCGACGAUGAUCCUGAAUUUUCAGACCGGCAAGAUUGAACCCCCACGCUCACAUUUCCAAAUGCUCGGAUGGCCAGCCGACGUCGAGUUAAAAGGAUUCUCGGAUCCAGAACUCUAUGACAUGUGCGGCAAUGCCAUGUCAGUGGCAGCAGUGUGCAAAGUGCUAGCACCAGUUCUUCGUCACUUGAAGUGUUUUUAG
Molecule: messenger RNA, 1461 nt
Organism: Symbiodinium sp. CCMP2592
Lineage: Eukaryota; Dinophyceae; Suessiales; Symbiodiniaceae
Source: the annotation of a GenBank genome assembly